This is a messenger RNA of Fonsecaea erecta, 837 nucleotides long. RefSeq lists its product as hypothetical. Gene Ontology annotation, biological process: fatty acid beta-oxidation. The record is from RefSeq and is a predicted model, not a curated record. Gene Ontology annotation, cellular component: peroxisomal matrix. Lineage: Eukaryota; Fungi; Ascomycota; Eurotiomycetes; Chaetothyriales; Herpotrichiellaceae. The transcript has 5 exons. Bases 1 to 837 code for a protein of 278 amino acids.
AUGGCAAGCAAGUACAAAUACAACGACAUCAUCUACGAGGUCAAGGGCAAGAUAGGGAUCAUCAAGUUCAACCGGCCCAAGUCCCUCAACGCCUUUGGCGGCAGCAUCCUCCUCGACACGGUGUCAGCCCUGCGCGAGCUCAAUGAACACCCCGACACUGUCUUCACUGUCCUCACCGGCGAGGGCCGCUUCUUUUCCUCGGGCGCCGAUGUCAAAGCUGCUGCGGGCAAGCCGAGCGUCGAGUAUCCCAACCCGGCAGCGAAGAAGAUUGAAUUCAUGGCCGGCAUCAGCACCGCCAUCGAACUCCUCCGCUCCAUGAUCGACCACAAGAAAGUCCUCGUGCUAGCCCUCAACGGACCAGCCGUCGGCGGCGGUGCCGCGUGGUUCGAGGGCAUCGCCGACAUCGUGCUGGCCGCCGACACGGCGUGGCUGCAGGUGCCAUUCAGCGCGCUGGGUUUGGUGCCGGAGUUCGGAUCGGCCACCGCCUUCUACCACUCGAUCGGAGCCCACCGCGCCAACGACUUCCUCAUGUUCGGGCGCAAGCUGACAGCCCAGGAGCUGGAGCAGUGGGGUUUAGUCAACCGCAUCCUGCCCACACAGGGCUUCCACCAGAAGGUGGUCGAGUUCCUCGAGGAGCAGCUCAGCAUCAACGACGGCAAGUCCAUGAUGGAGAUGAAGCGCCUGCAGAACUUGCCCCUGCGGCGGGAUCGCAUGCUCGCGGUCUAUGACGCCUCCGAGGCCCUGGCCGAGCGUUUUGUUGAGGACGCCCCGAAGCAGCGGUUCGCCGAGAAGAAUAAGCUGUUGCUUGAAAAAUCAAAGUCUCGGUCGAAGCUGUGA